This is a messenger RNA of Myxocyprinus asiaticus (Chinese sucker), 748 nucleotides long. Its product is annotated as E3 ubiquitin-protein ligase RBBP6-like. Lineage: Eukaryota; Metazoa; Chordata; Actinopteri; Cypriniformes; Catostomidae. The coding region runs from base 1 to 471 and encodes 156 amino acids. The record is from RefSeq and is a predicted model, not a curated record. Gene Ontology annotation, biological process: ubiquitin-dependent protein catabolic process; protein ubiquitination; mRNA processing. Gene Ontology annotation, molecular function: ubiquitin protein ligase activity. Gene Ontology annotation, cellular component: nucleus. The transcript has 4 exons.
AUGACUUAUUUUGAAUCCACUCGGACAGCAGCAAACAUCUUGAUGGAGGAAAAGUGCACGCUCAGAGAUAGCAUGUGUUUGAACAGAAGUAUUCCACACAAUUUCCUGGUGGAGGUAGAUGACCCAAACCAAGAGGGAGUCAUGUGCACCAAUGGUGGACAAUUUGCCAUCCGCAUUAUUAAUGCUGAGGCCUAUGCUAAUGGUAAGAAAGAGAGGCCACCGUUCUUGCCCCAGGAUGAACCUUCAUCCUCAAAGCAAGAAGACCUGGUGCCUAAUGAGUUGCUGUGUCUGAUCUGCCAAGAACUCAUGACUGAUGCUCUGGUCAUCCCCUGCUGCAGAAACAGCUACUGUGACGAAUGUAUACAAAUGUAUUUGCUGGAGUCUGAUGAACACGUUUGCUUCACUUGCAAACAGUCAUAUGUUUCCCCUGAUUCUCUGACUGCUAACAAGUUGUGUCAGGUAAGAUCUUGAACCCUAUUGCUCUUUUGAUUGCUUCUCCUGUGUCUUCACCUUUUAGAAGGGUUUAAGAAAUGUUAUGAUUCUUUCCAAACCAGAAGGUGAAUAAUUUCAUCAACGGAACCGGAGGCAUCGAUGGGAUUUACAGAACUGCAGGAGCCCAAGUGCUGGUGCCUCAGCCACCUAGUGUCGCUCCUCAGCAGUAUCCCAUGCAGUUUCCUCCCCAUUUGUACAACAUUCAGUCACCUGUCCAUGCAUCAGUCUCACCUAAUGUACAGGCUCCCUGGAUGGC